Molecule: messenger RNA, 1682 nt
Organism: Phalacrocorax carbo (great cormorant)
Lineage: Eukaryota; Metazoa; Chordata; Aves; Suliformes; Phalacrocoracidae
Source: RefSeq, a predicted model, not a curated record
GAGGAAAGUCAGAAAGUAUCUUUCUUUGGGGUAUAGGGAAAAAAUAAAAGGGGAACUGGAAGGAAAAGGGGACGGAAAUCAACCCCCUGAAGAUAAAAGAUUCCUGCUCCUCCCCUUUCUCUUAGCGGCUGGGCACAGCGUUGCUCUUCAUCUCUUCUGUUGUCGUCGCUGCCAUUUGUUGACAGCUUGUCUAUGAGGAUGCUAUGGAGACAGUGUCGAAUGCCUUACUGAAGUCAAGAUAGACAACGUCCACUGCUCUCCCUUCAUCUACCCAGCCAGUCACAACAUCAUAGAAAUCUGUCAGGUCUCUGGAUGGCAGACUCAAAAGAAAUGCAGUUUUAAGAGAUACCAAAGAUGAUGACUAGAAAGAUUAAGCUUUGGGACAUUAAUGCCCAUAUAACCUGUCAUUUAUGCAACGGAUACCUGAUUGAUGCCACCACCGUAACAGAAUGCUUACAUACUUUCUGUAGAAGCUGCUUGGUGAAGUAUUUGGAGGAAAACAACACCUGUCCAACAUGUCGGAUUGUUAUACACCAGAGCCAUCCAUUACAGUAUAUCGGUCAUGAUAGAACAAUGCAAGAUAUUGUUUACAAACUUGUGCCAGGCCUCCAAGAAGCGGAAAUGAAAAAGCAGAGGGAAUUCUAUCACAAAUUGGGUAUGGAAGUACCAGGGGACAUCAAAGGGGAGACAUGCUCUGCAAAGCAACAUCUAGAUUCACACCGCAAUGGUGAAACUAAACCAGAUGAAAAUUCAAACAAAGAAACUUCUGAAGAAAAACAGGAAGAAGAUAAUGACUAUCAUCGAAGUGAUGAACAGGUAAGCAUCUGCUUGGAAUGCAAUAGCAGCAAAUUACGUGGAUUGAAACGAAAAUGGAUCCGCUGCUCAGCACAAGCAACAGUCUUGCAUCUAAAGAAGUUUAUUGCUAAAAAACUUAACCUUUCUUCUUUUAAUGAGCUGGAUAUAUUAUGCAAUGAAGAGAUUCUUGGCAAGGACCACACACUCAAGUUUGUAGUUGUUACUAGAUGGAGAUUUAAGAAAGCACCUCUACUGCUACAUUACAGACCCAAAAUGGACUUGCUGUAGGAGAACUUUAUUGUCCUUCUGGACAGUUUUUUUUCAGAGACUGUCAUCUGGCACCUUAGUGCAGCACUUAACUCUCAUGUGACACAAACCAGCAGAAUCGUUUUGGAAGACUGUAGUGCUUCUACAGCAGACUGUUCUUCUGAAUAUUUCUAGGGAUGUGUUGCAUGGAUUUUUGGACAAAAAAAAAUAAAUUAUUUUUGUACAAAUGAAAUAAAUCACAACUCAGCAGGAUUCUACCAGCACUGAGUUUACAGGUAGUAAAAACACGUCACAGUUCCAUGGAGCUCAGCCUGAUUCUUCUGUUUGUAGUUACACAAAAAUAAGUUAAAAUGGUGUGGGAGAGAUUUAAAAUGUUGCUUUUAACACCAAAUUACUACAUUUACUUAAAAAAUAAGUAAUAAGUAAUAAGUUUUGUCUUUAAACUUUACAACUUGUUUCAGUAUGUUUUUCUGAGGUGUUCUUAUUUUACAUAGUAUGCCCAAUUAUGUCAGCUUUAUUCAAGCCAUUCUAUAGAGCAUUGAAAAUACCUAAUGAUGCAGUGUCUGGCGAUAUUUAUUAUGCGGCAUUAAAAACUCCCUAAAAGCCUGGAGAUACAAUUA